AUGGCUGCUUUAGUACAAACUUUGCCAGCUCACACUACAACAGUCACAAUGGUCGGUCGUCCCUCAUCUUCAGGAGGAUAUCCCUCCCAGAGCCAUCAAGGCCAGAUCAGGAGCCAGCAGCCGAGCCGCUACAAUAACAUGUCAGCGACCGGUUACAGAGGCAUGCCCGCCAGUGGACCGGUGGCUCCUUACGCGUUUACGUCCACACCGCAGUUGGCCAGCUCCAGCGGCAAUUCUCGCCCGCCCAACGUCAGUUCCGGCCGAUCGAUGUCUGCUCCUAGAGUUCCUCAAACACAAUCUGGAUCCUCUUCCCACGAUCAUUCAACGACCUCUACUGGUCAUACAAACGUCGAUCCUGGCAGCCGACCUCUGUCUUUAGGUCUUCCUCAGAUCCCGUCCACCGGCUCAUUGCUGGGACCACCAUUGCCUAGUCCCCCUGCAGCCUCGGGAGUGCCCAAGCCCUCACCAGAUCGGUAUAGAAGGAACACGCGGCGUGUCGAAGGAGAGAAUGGUUCCACUAGGACAUCUACUGGCUCUGCCUGGCCUUCAGGGUCUGGCAUGGCCGCUGUUGGCUCGCUCUACAACCACCCGUCUCAGUCGAACAGUACUCCGUCCUUGAAUUCCCAACACUCUUACCGAAGCUCUCAAUACGGCAACACUGGUGCGUCGAGGAACUCCAGUGCCGAUGAUCUUCAAUUAGGUCGACCUCAGAGCACCGAACUCGCUGCAAGGUAUCGUAGACGGAGUUUCGGCAGCAUUGAAACCGCCGGUCUCAACCAUUCAGUUGACACCCAGCAAACGAUGUCUCCACAUCCAAACGCGUUCCUCCCUAGCCAGAGUCAGAAUGGGCCGGCAAAAUCACAAGCUCCAUCCCACCAUAACCACACAGGAAGCUCUGAUAGCGUUGCCUCGUCAAAGUCGACUCAGUCAUCACGCCCUGGUUCAGCCCGGGCCGAACAGCCUGUGGCCAGCACACAUGUCUCUGGCGCCGGUGUAUCUACUUCGGCCCGACCAGACGCGCGACCAGCGGGAAUUACACGACCGGGAGACUCUAGCAUUCGCCAGCGGUCACCUCUGUCCCGUCCAGUUGAAUUCCAGGCCGAAAGUUCAGAACCCAUGUCCAUGGGUCGUGCUGCACCAACUUUAGCCCAUCGGCGCUCGGGGAAUCUAGCUGCAAGCAGUCCAGCUGCGGAACACCUUGCUGCCCUAAACCAAAAAGAAGCAAAGAAGCCGAAAUCGAAAUUGCGGAGGGCCUUCUCGUUUGGCAGUACUGCAGAGCUCAGACAAGCUACAACCCAGAACAACCAUGAGAAGAGCAUCGCCAGCAAGGCUGCCAUCUCAUCGAAGAGGACCUCCAAGUAUGAGGAAGAGCUGGAUCCAGAACAGGCAAGGAUUGCUCAAAAGCAAGAAGCGGCAGGGCUGGGCGAGAGCAUAUACUCCGGUCAGGGUAAUUUCUUUACCGGCUCAACUGACAACCUGUCCAUCUCUUCCACCGCAUCUUCCGCUUCUGUGAUGCUCCGUAAAAUGGGCAAAGGCGUCAAGAAAGGCACUCGGUCUCUUGUGGGAUUGUUCCGCCCCAAGUCCGUGGUGGGAGUACCUGCUGCCGAUGGCCCGGUCAACCAAGCCACAGUAGCUCAAGUCUCCAUGGUUACGGUCGAAGCAGAACGAGAAAAGGUGAAUGUCAACCCCAGCCCUCAUGACCAGGUCGGAGGUGGGACUGGAUUUCCUAAACUUGAGCGGAAUUCCAUCGAGACCAAACUGUCAUUCGAUAGCGGAACAGUGUCAAGCGAUACGCGUUCCCGUCGAAGCAUUGUUGGUGGAGAAAGGGAGCGAGCAGAGGUUCUCGCUGCUGUGAAGAAAGGCAUCCUCAAGCGAUCAGACUCGAAUCAACCGUCGCCAAACCUCCGAGCAUAUGACUUUAAAGUGCCGGACUUCAACCUACCACAUAUCCCCCACGUUAACGACUCACCCAAAUCCAGUGCACCAAGCACGCCUGGCGAUGAGACUCCUCGAUCGGGGCAUCGUCGAACCGACUCUAUUACAAUCGAAGGCAGCGAUCACGACGACUAUUUCUCUUCAAUGACCCGAUAUGCCAGCAUAGACUCCAGGAAUGCACCAAUGACGCCCCAGGGUCUGAUCAGAAACAUUUCUUUCAGUCCGAGAAUCCAGUUUCACGACACUUGGCCAAGUGCAGAAUACGAUCGUCGCGGAGACAUUGCAACUUGCAAUCGUUUGACGCCAAUGCUGGCACAGCAGAUCAAGGAGGAACUCAAUACCUUCAAAAUGGAAAUGGAGGUUCACGAGUCUUCCAAAGUCUACACCCAUUUUUUCUAA
This is a messenger RNA of Capronia coronata CBS 617.96, 2334 nucleotides long. RefSeq lists its product as uncharacterized. Gene Ontology annotation, molecular function: actin binding. The record is from RefSeq and is a predicted model, not a curated record. Bases 1 to 2334 code for a protein of 777 amino acids. Lineage: Eukaryota; Fungi; Ascomycota; Eurotiomycetes; Chaetothyriales; Herpotrichiellaceae. The transcript is spliced from 2 exons. Gene Ontology annotation, biological process: actin cytoskeleton organization.